Molecule: messenger RNA, 3332 nt
Organism: Monopterus albus (swamp eel)
Lineage: Eukaryota; Metazoa; Chordata; Actinopteri; Synbranchiformes; Synbranchidae
Gene: pik3r6b
Product: phosphoinositide-3-kinase, regulatory subunit 6b
Exons: 19
Coding region: 1206-3332 (708 amino acids)
Biological process (GO): G protein-coupled receptor signaling pathway; positive regulation of MAP kinase activity
Cellular component (GO): phosphatidylinositol 3-kinase complex, class IB
Molecular function (GO): 1-phosphatidylinositol-3-kinase regulator activity
Source: RefSeq, a predicted model, not a curated record
AGGACAGGCUGAGGUACUUGGUGUCAUCUGCAGGAAGAGGCUGAAACUUCAUCAACCGAGGACAGAAACAAACAUUAUUCUUUUCAAAUUUAUGAAAUGAAAAGAAACAUUAGCUUUUGGUCCAUUUUAAUGUCUGUUUGCUGCAGAGGUCGCAUCCUUGUCACUUCAAAUUUCAUCAAAGUAUGUGAUUUUUCCCAGAUGUUUGCACACAGCUGUAACUUACUACAGGGCAUGUAAACCAAACCAGCACAGGAUGCAGUGGCACGGCAAUAAUCAGAGUAACUUUUACUGACCUACACACAGUUUAUUUUCAGUUUGUCUUGUAGUGUAGCAUCAGUGUUCAUCACAGGAGGAGCAGCGUGCACCCGGUAGAGGAUCGUUUUGUUGUUUGGUCUCAUGUUUUAACUGAUGCUGGUAUUUUACAGGGUCUCAAACUGAUUACCUGAUUUCUACUGUGUACAUUCUGGUGAUCCAUGACAGAUUGACCCCCCACACUUUUUUUUUAGAAAUGUCUAAUAAGAUAAGCUAUUUAUUUUGAAGUGACAGCAAUGCAAUUGUUUUUAUAUGUCACACCUGAAAUAAAUCAGAAUCAUCUUUAAUGGCCAGGGAUGUUUGAACAUGCAAGGAAUUUGACUUCAUGUUUGUAAACAGUAAAUAACAAUGAAAAUAAGAAAUAAAGCAAUAAACAGGACGUCAGUCGGUUGUUUGGUCUCUUUCAGCCACUGACUCUUCGUGACUUCCUCUGAGGUAACCACGCCCUGUCUCUGGUGCAGUAAACACCACCUCCUGUGCUCACAUUGUCUCAUUCACAGGCAGCAGCAGUGUCACAGAAUCUCCACCUGGGAACUUUUCAUGUUUUUGUUUUUUCAGAUGUUUAAAAGAAUAGAAGCUACGGUGGUGAGUUCUGGGUCAUUGCAAAUACUCCAACUUAACUGACUUUACAUACAGAGCAAAUGUGUUUCAGGGGUUUGGUUACUCAGGAGCGUUUUCAGGCCUCGUAGCAAACAGAAAUAUACUGGUCUUUCUUUCCUUUUUUAUCUGGUGAUGCACCAGAUCACGUUUCUGUUUGUUAUAAAUCUGUGCAGCUUGUUUGAGCUGGUUCCGUUUUGGGACUUGAAGUUCAUGCCAGUGAAUUUUCAGACACAAACAAGUCACUGUUGAACAUUUGAUGACAGGAGAGACCAGCACCAGGUGGACCAGGGAAGAUGGUUGAUCCCACAGCUGUGGAGUCCAGCCUGCACAAUGACAUCCAGGCUCUUCUCAGAGAGAUGAACAGCGAAAGUGCUUCCCAGAAAGGACUGCUAAGGUGGACUCUUGAGAAGAAGGUGGAGACAAAUCCCUCCUGCAGCAUUCCACUGAUCCAAGCUCUGGUCAGAGAGCUGGAGGAGAAGCUGAACAGGGCUAACAAGAUUGGUAAAGCACAGCCCUGCGUCCACAUCAUUCCAAUGCUGCACACUCUCUACUAUGUGGUUAUUCAGUCAGGUUCCACGAUUCCCACCAGCCUUUACCAGAAAGUCUACGAGUGUCUGAUCAAACUGCUGAUUCUGCCGUUGCCUCAGUCUACAGUGGCCCUGAGAACUCUGAGGAGCAUCAAGAUGGAAAUGACCACACCAGGCUCUUUGUAUGAGAGGAGAGUUACUGCAGAGCAGAACCUGAAGAAUGAGCAUUUCCCUCUGCAGGAAAAGGUGUUCGUGCUGGCAGACCCAGCUGUGUUCUCUGCACCACUGGAAGUGACAGUAAGGACACACUUGGAGGUGUCCAACUUGCUCAGAGACACAGCAACCGUGGAGAAAAAUCUGGUGCUCCGUGUCCUGCAGACAGGGCUGGGGGUGGCCUGCCAGAGCGCCAAGCUGGCUCAGGCUCUGGAGGCUUCAGAGGACCACAUGGUGGAGAAAUAUUUCCAGGAAGUGGUUCUAGCCGUGGAGCAGAGUGUAAAGCACGGUGCCGCUGGUUCUGCAGCCUACAUGAACAGACUACAGCACAUGCAGAGAGACAUCCUCGCUGCCUCUAAAGAAGAGAUGACCACGGCAGCUCAGGGCUCAGUGUGCAGCACUGCACUGCCCUUUCCAGAGAUCAGUUUCCUCCUGUGGAAAGAAGAUGACGAUCUAUGGAAUCUGCUGGCAAACAUCACCCUGCGCUCUAACUCUGGUGUUAAAGAGGAAAAGAAGAGCAAAAGAGAUUUGGGUCAGUCUGAGGACAGAGGGGUCAACAUGAAGUACAGUGACAACACAGGGAAGCCUCCAGCCAAAACGCAUUCUAAAGUAUUUGCACGGAAAAACGCCUUCAGGAACAUGCAGCCAGCACAGAAACUGAGUCUAAUGAAGGAGAAGAUCGACGUGUAUGCUGGCAGCUCUCCUGUCCUGAAGCAGGACAGGAAGCAUCACACGGCACGGGUGCUGGUACUGGGGGACGACCGUGUGCUGGGGAGGCUCGGCAGGGCUUAUCACUCUAUUCGAAAGAGAGAGUCCAAACAUCUGAUUCUGACCAAGAAGCUGGACCUCCAGUUCUACUACAUCCCAGUCAUAGAUGAGGAGCCUUCGCUCAGCUCCCCUAGUUUUUCCAGAAUUUUUGAAAAUUGUGACAACACACUUGCCGCCUUAUUGAGAAGACUGGAUCCAUGGUAUGACAGCAACGUCAGCAGCCUGGGAGCAACAAUCUCCAAACUACCUGCACUGAGCUACGACCACAGCGCGCCCUCAGAGCAAAGCCUCUACCUGCUGGACAACCUGUGUUACUACCUUCGCUGUGGGACACAGCCAGUUAAGCUACCGCUCUAUUCUGUGAAGAUGAUGCUCUCCAGCGGUGACAUGGUGGAGGAGGUGUUCGUGUCCGAUCUGAAGGCCCACAUCCCCGAUUUCAGACACCUUAAAGAAAAGCUCAGUCAAAAGGAAACUUCUACACGAAUAUGGAGGAAGCCAAGGGUGGAGGGACCAGUCAUCUCAGUCACUUACACAGAGACAUCUAUCUGCAAACGAGAGGUUGUGAAAGGAGUUGCGGUGAAGACAUGUUUCGUGGUGGUGACAUCACAGCCGGCAGCCGCGACAGGAGGUGAGGAUUACCUCACCGUCAGCUUUGACAGCGUGAGCCCAGUGUGCAACAGAGAAAUCCGAACCCAGAACAUUGUCCUCGUGAUGCUGGAGCACUGGACGCUGUCUGUACAUCUGGACCAGGACUCUCGCAAGACAUACACUGAUGUCCAAAGGGUAGAAAUUUCUCCGUGCUUGGACCCAGGAUGCUUUUUCAGCAGCACCGAGCACGAGCUGCCGCUGAUCAAGUAUAUGGACAAAGUCCUGUCACUGCCCAUCAACACCUUCACCGGGGCGACCCUGUGA